AUGAAAGAACCUUCGUUUGCCGAGAUAAGAGACAUUGUAAUGAAGGCGCGCUCUUGUUCUGCUCCUGGUCCAAGUGGCAUCCCUUAUAAGGUGUACAAGAAAUGCCCCAAACUUCUGAAACGGCUAUCUGUUCUUCUUCGAGUUAUUUGGAAGAAAGGAAAAGUGCCUGAGUGUUGGAAACAAGCCGAAGGUUGCUUCAUCCCAAAAGAGAAGAACUCCAAGACAAUCAAGCAGUUCAGAACCAUCUCCCUCUUAAGUGUAGAAGGAAAGAUCUUCUUUUCUGUUUUGGCUAGAAGACUGACAACAUACAUGACUACCAACAAGUAUGUCGACAUCUCAGUGCAGAAAGGCGGAAUCCCUGGUCUAUCAGGAUGCGUAGAACAUACAAGCGCACUAACGCAACUCCUGCAUGAAGCAAGAAUCAAUCAUAGCGAUUUGACUGUGGUGUGGCUUGACUUAGCAAACGCAUACGGUUCAAUACCCCAUGAGCUGAUCAAGAAGUCAUUAGAACACUACCAUAUUCCUGACCAUGCAAGAAGCCUCAUCAUGAACUACUUUGACAACAUUCAUCUGAGGUUCUCAUGUAGUAGGUUCACCACUAACUGGUUGCAACUACAGAAGGGAAUUGUCACAGGCUGUACGAUCUCCGUCAUACUAUUUGUAAUGGGUAUGAAUAUGAUCCUCAAGGCAGCUGAAAGGGAGACAAGAGGACCCAAGACAAGUAGUGGCAUCAGGCUUCCAUCAAAUCGAGGCUUCAUGGAUGACAUGACCGUGACAACAGAGAGCCACAUUCAGACCAGAUGGAUCCUUAAGGUACUUGACAAGACAAUAACAUGGGCUAGAAUUCAAUUCAAGCCAGCAAAGUCGAGAUGUCUGAUCGUAAAGAAGGGAAAAGUGAUGAACAAGUUUAAAUUGUUUAUACAGGAUGAAGAAAUCCCAGCACUUGCCAAUAAUCCAAUAAAGUGCUUAGGGAAGUGGUUUGAUUCCUCCAUGACAGACAAAGACAGUAAAAACAGACUCCACCAGCAGGUUCAUGAUGGCUUACGUAGAAUUGACAAGUGUGAGCUUCAAGGAAAGUUCAAGGCGUGGAUAUACCAGCACAGUUUCCUGCCAAGACUUGUCUGGCCAUUGAUGGUGUACGAGUUACCACUUACUACUGUUGAAAAAUUGGAACAAGCCAUCAGCAAACAUCUGAGGAGAUGGUUGGGACUACCCCCUUCCUUCACAAGUAUUGGUUUAUACGGACACUCGAACAAACUCCAGUUACCAAUUAACUCCCUUGUAGAAGAGUUUAAGGUCGCAAAAGCUCGUCUAUUGCUCACACUGCGAGACUCCAAAGAUAACAAGAUCAGUGGUGCAGGCAUAGACAUCCGAACUGGUAGAAAGUGGUCAGUAAGCCAUGAAGUUGAAAGGGCUGAAAGUAGUCUCAAACACCAAGACAUUGUUGGCUCUACGAACAGAGGAAGAGAAGGUCUAGGUACAAGAAGCCAUCAAAGUUGGGCGGACGCUAACCUUCAAGAGAGAAGAUCUAUGGUACAGUCAGAGAUUAGACGGUCUGAGGAGCAAGAAAGGUCAGCAAAGGCAAUUCAGUUUGGUAGUCAAGGCAACUGGACAAAAUGGACAGUACCAGAGAGGAAACUCACUUGGAACGAGUUGUGGACUUACGAACCACUCCAGCUAAGCUUUCUCCUACGUUCAGUAUAUGACAUGCUCCCAACGCCAACAAAUUUGUACCAGUGGAAGCUGACAGAAGACCAAACCUGUCCACUUUGUGAGAAGAAAGGGUCGUUGCGCCAUAUUCUAUCAGGCUGCCCUACCGCUUUGUCUCAGGGGCGGUACAGAUGGCGGCAUGACAAGGUCCUCGGCGAAUUGGCACAUGUCCUUGAAAAGGAUAGAAGGAAAGUUAAACCUCUGAUUCCAAAAAGCCAUUUAAUCAACUUUGUUAGAGAAGGAGAGAAGAAACCUGUGUCCACAGUAGAGAGAGGUAUCUUGCAGAACUCUAAAAGCUGGGACCUGCGGGCAGAUCUAGGAAAGAAGUUACAAUUUCCUGAAGAAAUCGCCCACACAACUCUCAGACCUGACAUCGUUAUUUGGUCCAGAAAUCAAAAGACAGUAAUUAUGGUGGAGUUAACAGUGCCUUGGGAAGAGAGAGUUGAAGAGUCGAAUGAGUUAAAGAGGGAAAAGUACGAAGAGCUAGCCAACACAUGCAGAGGGAACGGCUGGAAAACAUGGGUCUUCCCUGUAGAAGUAGGAUGCCGCGGCUUCCCAUCCAGUUCAGUGUGGAGAAUGCUUGGGGCAUUGGGCAUCAAAGGAGCAACAAGGAAGACAUCAGUCCAUGUCCUCAGCAAAGCUGCUGAGAGAGCCUCAUGUUGGCUUUGGCUACAGCGUAGCAAUACAUGCUGGAAGCCAACACAGACGGGGUAG
This is a messenger RNA of Mercenaria mercenaria, 2424 nucleotides long. RefSeq lists its product as uncharacterized. The coding region runs from base 1 to 2424 and encodes 807 amino acids. The record is from RefSeq and is a predicted model, not a curated record. The transcript has a single exon. NCBI's taxonomy places the organism in Eukaryota, Metazoa, Mollusca, Bivalvia, Venerida, Veneridae.